This is a messenger RNA of Seminavis robusta, 2709 nucleotides long. Lineage: Eukaryota; Bacillariophyta; Bacillariophyceae; Naviculales; Naviculaceae. The record is from the annotation of a GenBank genome assembly.
AUGUUCUUUGAGGACUUUGACGAUGAGUGGGAUGGUGCCUGGGGAGAAAUUUCGAACGAUGGAUCCAACAUCAAUUUCCUACACAUUCUCAAUGAUGGCAAGAGCCACAAGGUUGAAAAGACUUUCAAUGUACCCACGGAUUCCCUGUUGGUGACUAUUGAGUUCUUAUUCUAUGAAGUUGGCCGACAUGAGAAAUCAGAAGGAGCCUGUGUCAAUGUCACAGUUGGCAACACAGCUGUGAACUUGGACACCUUUGGAGCUGAUGACGAGCUUGAAGUCUUCUCAAGUGACACCAUUGAUGGUAUCAGUUGGGAACUCAGCAGUAUCAGUGACAGUGGCAACCUUGGCCUUGCUGGCAGCAGAGGUGCAGACCAGAUGCACAAAGUAAAGCUUGCCAUUUCACCAAAGCAUUUUGAGGAAGGCACCAUCGACUUUGGUCUUGAAGUGCAGAUGAAUGCCGACAACAGCGAUGAAAGCACGGGCCUAGAUGACUUCAGAGUUGUUGCUUUUGCCCAAUCCUGUGAUACCUUGCACACUCCAAAAGCGUUGCCAAUGACUCAAGACCCUCUCCCAGCUGUGUGUGGGGGAAGGGUUGCAACUGCGUGGGGCGAUCCUCACAUGACCACCUUCGAUGGUAUCAGAUACAACUGCCAGGGUGAGGGUGAGUUCACAUUGAUGAAGACCCUGGACACCAAUGCUCAGGGGCAACCCAAGUUCGAGGUUCAAGGCCGUUUCAUGAGCUUUGACAAACGCCGCAUCACCGUGACACGUGGGCUUGCUAUUCGAGACGAAGGCAUUCCAACAAUUCAGCUCAAUGUUCCCAGUCGUUACGACAGGCAAUGCCCCAUUGAAAUGUUUGUAGGCAAGCACAAGCGCAACCUAUCUGAUGGCACAGGCCUUGAGGACGUGGUUGUCAAGAGCAGCGGAAAGAAGCUUGUGGUGUACUACCCAAAGACUGGCCUUCAAUUUGUGGUGAAAAUGACCUCAUCCACCAAGUACGGAUGCUACUUCUCUGUGAAGGCUUGUUUGCCUGAUGACUACCGACCAAAUGAGAUUGUUGGCCUACUGGGGUCUAACGAUGACAACCCGACAAACGAAUUCAUGAAGUCUGAUGGCAGUGCAUACGAAGUGGCCAACCCCAACAAGGACGCAGGCAACUAUGAAUACUGCACCAAGGAAUGGUGUGUCCGUGAUGAAAGGAAGUCAUUGUUUGUCUAUGGAGAAGGGGAAAGCUUCAGCAAGAUCAACAGGUGUGAUCUUCCUUAUGAGGGUUCUGUUGAGCGAUGCAUGGCGAACCCUCCGACAUGGUUGCUAGACAUCUGCAGUGAGUGUGACAAGAGAUGCUUUUAUGAGGGUUGCGCAGGUGGUGCCGAAGAAGCGAAGAUGGCACUCGAUGUUGAGUUUGAUCUGAAUGAUGAGAAGGGCUGUGGACAGGUUAUUAUUGAUGAAGAUUUCGAAGAAAAUGAUGUCAGCAGGUGGGGCAUCAUUGACACAGCCCCCAGAUCUGGAUCAUUGUUCCUCGGCCGGUUCCACAAGGACAGCCCACCAGUGAGGAAGGAGAUUGACAUGCCAGGAUGGGCUAGCUAUGCCACUGUUGAAUUCUUGCUCUAUGAAAUUGGCGACUGGCGAACUCAGAGUCGUAGAAACAACCGAUUCUAUGUCAAGAUUGGUGACAACAAGUUCCACAUGGACACUUUCAAAGAUGGUGAAAAUCUGGUCGAAGCUGGUUCCAUCAAGUCUGGCUUCAAGAGUGGCAUCCACUGGAAGAGACAUGUUCUUAGUGUUGACACCAGCAUUGGUUACAGCAUUCAGAACAAGGAUCAGAUCCACAAAAUUGUCAUCCAGGUGCCCGCUUGCUAUUUCCAAAACGGAAAACUGCCAAUCGAGUUCUCUGUCACGAUGUCUGCUGGUGAGAGCAGUAUCAGUGCUGGUGUAGACGAUUUGAGAAUUACAGCAAACCCAAGGAAGUGCAGCGACAUGAAUGGUGCAGACAGCUUGAAGCAGAAGCUGCAGCUUGAAGCAUUUAUGAAGAGAGCGGAAGCUGAAGAGAAGCAAGCUCAGGCUGAGAAGAAGCGAGCUCAGGCUGAACAGAAGAAGACUCUUGAUCAACAGCGUUCUGUGAGGGGUAAAGCUUCCACGGAAAAUGAGGCUGAAGAACAUACUGUCAGUUCCGAUGAAGGCUCUUCACCUGUCGACUGCCGUGUCGCAUUUGGCUACCAUAGCCGGGGGCUAUCACAAAGCUUCAAGGACUUGGGUUUCGCGGAAGGCCCACUUGCGUGGGGCUGGGCCAAUGGUCCUUUUGCCUCAUCGAACUAUGCAUACUCCUUUGAGCUGUAUGCCGAAGGCACUUCUAUUUCUGUCGGAACGAUGACCGUUGGAUACGAUGGUUCACAGGCAGUUGUUACUGUUGAUGCAGGUGAACGCUUGUGGCUCAAGGGAGUGCAAGCCCACAUUGGCGACUCUCGUCUUCCACUGAAGGAAGAUGGCUCUGAAACAAUUGAUCCUGAGGACUAUCCCAUUUCGAACCACAAAAUGGCCUUGAGUAGAUCCUUCGAAGUCACUGACUUUGAGGGUGGACAGAUCUAUGUUGUUGCUGAAGUGACUGUGUGUGGAGUGUUCUCCAGCGGCGACGGUUCUGAGGGUGCCAAUGGUGCCGGACUUGAUGGCCUGAUUUCCUCUGUCCGAAACUUUUUUGGCAAUCUGAUGUAA